Molecule: messenger RNA, 4294 nt
Organism: Gopherus evgoodei (Goodes thornscrub tortoise)
Lineage: Eukaryota; Metazoa; Chordata; Testudines; Testudinidae
Gene: ZNF804A
Product: zinc finger protein 804A
Exons: 4
Coding region: 404-4054 (1216 amino acids)
Cellular component (GO): nucleus
Source: RefSeq, a predicted model, not a curated record
UGCAAUGGACCGGCAACGCUGCGCGGUAUAACAACACUAUGCCUGUGAGAGGCAGCAGCUCAGACUCCUUCAGCAAAGCCACUGAGAUGCUGCCGCCGCUGCGCCGCCUCCUCCUCCAGCCAGCGCUGCCCUGAGACCGCGGGAGACUCUGGACCGUGCCGCCGGGAGCCUGCAAUUCCUGUGUGUGUCUCCCCAGCCGCGAGGGGAGGGGGACCGAGCUCUGCCAGGCGGAGGAGUUGGGCGGCCGGGUUAACUGCCGAGAUUAGCCGGAGGUGGUGUACAUGCCAGUGGGGCUCUGCUGCCUCCGGGCCCCUCAGCACAGGACCGUCGCUCCGCCCGCCCUGGGUCUGCCUGAGCUGCCGGCGCAGGGGUGCAUGGACGCGGCUGCGGCGGAGGCUGCCCCAUGGAGUGUUACUACAUUGUCAUCAGCUCCACGCACCUCAGCAAUGGGCACUUUCGCAACAUCAAGGGAGUUUUCCGAGGGCCCCUCAGCAAGAACGGGAACAAAACUCUGGAUUAUGCUGAAAAGGAGAACACAAUAGCAAAAGCCCUGGAAGACCUUAAGGCCAACUUCUACUGUGAACUCUGUGACAAACAGUACUACAAACACCAGGAGUUUGACAAUCACAUUAACUCAUAUGACCAUGCUCACAAACAGAGACUCAAGGAACUGAAACAGAGGGAGUUUGCUCGAAAUGUAGCUUCCAAGUCAAGAAAAGAUGAAAGGAAACAGGAAAAGGCCCUCCAACGUUUGCACAAGUUAGCUGAACUGAGGAAAGAAGCAGCAUGUGCUCCUGGGAGCGGUCCCAUGUUCAAGUCCACUACAGUUACUGUGAGAGAUAAUUUCCAUGAAAUUCCACAAAGUACUAUCAUAGACUCUUCUAACAAACAACAAAAUUUCAAUUGUACUUUAAUGCACAAUGCACAGAAUGCGAAAGACGUUAUUUCUAGUGCUUUUUCUGCUUCUGAAAGUGCAAGUAAUAACAAAUCUGACACUCACAAACUUGGGGAUCAAGUACAAGGAGCCCAUGGACAUAAAAUAGGAUUCUCUUUUGCUUUUCCUAAGAAAGCAUCUGUGAAGUUGGAGUCCUCAGCUGCUGUUUUCUAUGAAUAUAAUGAUGAAACAUCUAGUGAACAUGGAUUUAGCAGAAGAAGUAGAUUUGUUCCAGGAGCCUGUAAUCUUCAGUUUCCACCAGCAACAGAAAUAAUUUUGUGCUCUGAGGAGAAACAAAACUAUAUUCACCCACUGAUGGAAAAAGGUACUGACAUAGCAGAAGCUUCUGAAGUUCAGGAGUCAAAAGAACUAUCCAGUAAAGAGAAUAAUAUAAUACUAGAUAAUACAGUAUUAGUUCCUGCUGAUUCUCAUUUGAAACAACCUGUGUCUUGUGAUUUGGAUGACUAUUGUGUUGAUGUCAAUUCAACCGCAUUACGAGAUCAAUCACUGUCCACAGUUGCCGUUAGUAAUCAGGCUCUACCCGUAGAAAAUCACAGUUCUGAGAGGUUGGGAAAGAAAUCCCCAGCUGUUGAUACCACUGAUGAUUGCUUACCUUUGCAAGAUAUCACAGAAGAAAAUUAUAAAUACAUUAAUAGUGAAUCAUCCACAACUGAAGCAGAAAUUAAAAAACUUGGGUCUGAUGUACAUAUGUCAUCAAAUUCUGAAGGGGAGAGUACAGCCUUACAAAACAAACAAGAAACACAUAAAAGACCUUGUGAACCAUUUGUUCCUGUUCUGAGCAAACAUGGACUGUCUGUUCUUCAGUGGCCCUCUGAAAUGUUAAUUUACACAAAUGCAGAACCAUCCAUUUCAUAUAGCUGUAAUCCUUUAUGUUUUGACUUCAAGUCAUCAAGAGCAAGUGACUGCAUGGAGAAAACUAAACAUCAGUCAAAUGUACCUCAUUCUCAUCACAAAACUGAGUCCAAACAGAGUCUUGUUUUAGAUGACACAGGUAAAUCUAUUUCAGAAUGUGCUGAUUACAAAACAGAAAUUAAUAAAAAUGUGUGUGAGCAAGCAACAUCACUUAUAACAGAUGUUUCGUUAGAUACAAGCUGUGAACCUGCAACAAAUCAAGAUAAAAUGUGCUCUUUCAGGACUGGAAAAACAGAAAAAUACCACAUUUCCAAAAGCCAUUUACGACAGGACACCAUGAUAGAUGAUAAACACAACAAAGUCUGGAACAAAGAAACUCACAAAAGAUGGUUUCACAAAAACAGGAAAAGGAAAAGAAGGAGAAAAUUAUGUCAUCACCAUCAUGAGGAAACAGCAAAGGCAGAUGCUGAAGUUUCUUCAACAGCUGAACAGGAAAUUAAUUAUGUCAAUGAAGAUAAACAUCAGCACCCUCAGAAUGCUUCAGGGAAGUGCAGAGAUGAAAUUGAAAGCAUAUGGUUAGCUACAGAGCCGUUACAACAGUCAUGUCAAAAACUUGUCAUUGAAAACAGAGAUCACAAAAGAACCCUGUCCACAUCCACACACAUAAAUGGUGACAAAGGCCCAUGUGGGACUUGGAACACAAAAAACAGUGAUGACCACUUCACUGACUCUGAACCUCUACACAGAAAGUACAAAGCAAACUCUCAUAGGCAAUCAAAAGAACUGACUUUUAAUUCUGGAAGACAUAACUUAACAUAUUCUAGAACAUUAUGUAGCUGUAAGGUCAGAAGAGCUAGCUGUAGUACAGAUCAUAAAUGUUUGGAAAAAUGUACAAGUCAAAGUCAGUCCAUCAAGAGAGCCUACAACUUUCUGACUGAUGAACCUGAAAGAUCCCAUCGAAAACGAAGACAACAUACAUAUUCUUGUUCAUCAGAUGAAAGUUCAUGUAGACAGGAAUUUUUAUCAGAAGAGUAUCUCAGGCAAACAAGUAAUUUAGCUGCACAUUGUAAGCCUAAAAGGAAAAGAAGGAGAAAAAGAUCUAGAACCCAUCACAUAUUUGUCAACAAAGAACCAAGAACAAAUGAAAACCAUAGACCUUCCAGAGGCAAUUCUACAUUAAAUAUUUUGGGGGAAUUGUUAACUCAAGAAAAUAUACAACAAACAAAAACUCAACCCAUAAAAGAUUAUACAGAAAAUGAGGUGCAAACAACGCAGCUGGUAGAAAACAAGUUGACUCUACAAUCUGAUUGUUUACUUUUAUCAGAAAGUAACAAGUCAACAGAGGGUUCAGCAACGGAGAGCUCUCCAAGUACAUUUUUGGAGGACUUAACGCAUUCCUCUGCUUCUGUAAUUGAACAUAGUAUUCUGACAACUGCAACACCAGAGAACAAGCUAGAAAAAGAAAAGAAACAUGAAAAUAUAAGGGCUCCUGAAAGUCACGCUCCUUAUAAAGUGCCCAGUAUUGACAGAAAUGUGGAACAAACUCCUCGUAAAUCAUAUCUAUGCCAAUAUGAAGUAGCAGAGACCAUACCACAAGAAAAAAUAAAUGAGGCAACCAGUGAAUGGCUGCGGUAUAAUUCAGGCACAUUUAACAGCCCUCCACCUUUGUCAUUCAAAGAAGCACAUAUAAAUAGUCAUACCCUUUUAACCACUGAACAGAUACUUGCCCCAUUUACUUUGCCUGAUCAGACAUUGAUAUUUCCCCCAGAAAACCAUGGAAAAUUCAAAGACUUGCAAUGUGAGGCCUAUCAGCAGCUCAUGCAGCAAAACAUGCUGGCUAACAAGGUGAAGUUUGCCUUUCCUCCCACUGUAAUUCAACCUUCUAAUUCACCUCUGCAGCCUUUGCCCUUGCAGCAGCCAUUAUGUUCUACCUCUGUAACCACAAUCCAUCACACUGUUUUACAGCAGCAUGCUGCCGCUGCAGGUACAUUUAAGGUUCUCCAGCCUCACCAACAGUUUCUUUCACAGGUCCCAUCCCUUUCAAGAACACCUUUACCUCAUCUCGCAGUAGGACCUAGACUUUGUCCAGGAACCCACACAACUUUUGUUGCUCCACCACAGUUGCCACUAAUUCCAACUUCUGUCCUUCAUCCGAGUCACCUGGCUUUCCCCCCAUUACCUCAUGCAUUGUUUCCUUCACUGCUUUCACCGCAUCCAGCUGUCAUUCCAUUGCAGCCUCUCUUUUAGGUAAGUUUUCAACAAUCAAAAUGGAAAGAGUUGUCUCCAAAUGAACAUACUGCUACAUGUAAGCACUCAUCAGUAUUGGCAAAUGGUUCUUUAAGUGACUGGGAUAAACUGGUUAAAAUGCCUCAUUAAUUUGGAAUCAUUUACUAUAAGUGUAACAAUGCAAAUAUGUAUGUAAAGUUCAGCUCCAUAAUAUAACUAAAGCACUGAAUAGUCUGAUACUAAUAUGAACUAUAUAUAUAU